This is a messenger RNA of Gigantopelta aegis, 1581 nucleotides long. RefSeq names its product cartilage matrix protein-like. The record is from RefSeq and is a predicted model, not a curated record. NCBI's taxonomy places the organism in Eukaryota, Metazoa, Mollusca, Gastropoda, Neomphalida, Peltospiridae. The coding region runs from base 94 to 1278 and encodes 394 amino acids. The transcript is spliced from 5 exons.
UCUAUUUAUGUUGAGAUCUUUUUGCAUCACAGUUAAAUCCGUGAACCUGGAUUCUUGGUGGUCGUAUCUGGCGUGUUUCUCUUCUAGUUAGCCAUGAGACUGCUUAUUAUACUACAUCUAGGACUGUCGGUGGUUUCGAUAAUAAGAACAGAAGAAGAUGAUGUUUGUGGCGGGAAACCAGCAGACGUCGUGUUUCUUCUCGACUCGUCUUCUUCCAUCGAGUUCUCCGACUUCCACAAACAGAUCCGGUUCACCCAGGAAGUGGUGGGUCUCUUCGACAUCGGGUCUGAUCGCACGCGAGUCGGGGUCGUCCUCUUCAGCGACAGCGUGCACCCGACCAUCGACCUGUCCCGCUACACCGACAAGACUUCGCUCCUCUCGGCAAUCAGACGACUCCAAUACAUCGGCGGGGGCACCCACACCGGGGAGGCUCUGACGUUUGUCGUAGACAAGGUUUACAAUAUAAAUGAACGCGAGGGGGUGCCUAAAAUCGCCAUCGUUCUCACGGACGGUCAGUCCUACGACAAGCCUACGACGAUAAAGGAAGCUAACAGGGCGCAUGCGGCGGGGAUAUCUAUUUUCGUCAUUGGCAUUGGCUUAAACACCGACGAAUCGGAACUGAGAGCCAUCGCUAGCGAUCCUGACGGCGAGUUCUUGCUUCAGAUCGAGAGUUAUUCCACUUUGGAGCGUUUCAAGCGUAGUCUGGCUAUCAAAGCAUGCGAAGUUGAAUAUGUUGAACCGCAGCAACUUUUGAUGGAUUCUCCAGGGCCUGAAGCCUGUAGUUUGAAGGUUAUUUUCGGAGCGGAUACAAGCGGGAUGACCACGGGCAAUAGCUUACAGAUAUCGACGUUCUUUUCCGACGUAACCGAAGCAGUCACUUCUAGCGUCGGCCAUCUUCAAUCAUCCCAGAUCACGAGCGACUGUCCCGCUUCCGGAGGAACCGGAAGCAAGAGUUACGCUCCUUUGCUAAGGAAGAUGCGCCUCCAGGUGUUGAGUGGGCGAUCGGGCGUGGAGCCUGUUGGGGUGCUCGUCGUCGAUUCGCCCAUCGCCGAUAUGUCGGCGACAGGACGCGAAGUGAUGAGGUCGAAAUUCCAGAAUUUCAAACUGCUCGCUGUCGCACUGAGUGACGCCAGUGUAUCGCAGAUGGCCAAAGUGUUCCGCACUCGAGUAGGAUCUCGUGAGUUCCAGAAGCACGUGUUCGAGGUCGACUCUGCAGAGAACCUGCAGUCGUUGGCGCCACAGAUCGGGAACCUACUCAUUGGACAAUGCUUUGAGUAGAGACCUUCAGCUGCGUCCUGUGAGGUCAAGUGUUCCCCCAACUCACCAAUGAUAUGUUUUGCUAGUCAGUGCAGACCAGACAUUUUAAUCAUGAUUAACAGGGGCGGAUCUAGUGGGGGAUGGGGGAGCUGGCAAAUGGGUGAACCUUCCCAUCCAAGUCUUUUAAUAGUUCUAAAAUAUCUCAUAGCUACAUCGGAUUGACUUGUGUUGUUUUAUUGCUGUAUUACUGAAUUAUCAUUGUUGAACACUUGUACCUAUUCCUUUCUAUAUUAUAUGCAAUAAAAUAUGUUUUUAAUUAAUCAA